UAGCGCUGGAAGUUUUCGAUCUUUUCACAGAUUAAAUUCGUAUUAAUUUGACAUUUUAUUGCAAGUUGUGAAUUUUAUAAUAGGCGGAAAUGAAUCUAAGAGGUCUUUUCCAAGACUUUAAUCCGAGUAAAUUCUUGGUGUACUUUUGCUUGCUGCUGUUUACUGUCAUCUUUGCCCUUCGGCUUGACCAUUAUAUAGAAUGCUCAUACUGGAUUGUGUUUCUCCCCCUCUGGAUGUGGAAGGGCACUGUCGUCAUGGGGGCAGUGGUUGCAGGUCUAGUGUGGUGGAGGCAUCCUUCAUACAGAGUUGAAGGAGAAGGCUAUGUGGAUAUGAAAGCCAUCGUUAUUUGUCUUUCGCUCAAUUCUCUACUCCUGAUCUUUGAGGUUCUUGCCUGCAAUCAGAUGGAAAGUAUCCAGUAUAGUAGGCAAUCAGGGAACCAUCUUUGGCUGGUAGUCUUCAUGCCAUUGUUCUUGACAUCACCCAUGUCUAUUGCAGCUUGUGUGUGGGGCUUCAGACAUGAUAGAGGUCUAGAGUUGGAAGCCAUGUGUUCCAUCAAUGUGUUACAAUUCAUCUUCAUUGCUCUCAAACUAGAUGAGAUAAUCACCUGGAGUUGGUCGGUUGUAUUCAUACCCAUUUGGAUCCUGAUGUGCCUACUCUGUUUGAUUGUGUUGUAUUACAUCGUCUGGUCUAUCCUCAUAAUACGUGCCACUGAGAUUAUGGCUGAACAGAGAAGAGCUCACCUUAUGGCUGCCUUCACAGCAAUGGCAUUGGUCGUCCCACUCUUAACUUUUGAAAUUCUACUGGUAAAUCGUCUAGAUGGAGUCACACAUCACCCAUACAUUGCUGUAUUUGCACCAUUCUACAUUUCACUUUUGGUUCUUAUUCCAACAUCUUUCGGACAAAGAGGUGGCAACCAUUGGUGGUUUGGCAUCCGCAAAGACUUCUGCACAUUUCUGCUGACAGCAUGCCCAUUUUUAAGGGAGUACGGGAAUAUAUCGUAUCAACUGGAAGAUGUCAACAGUAUACAGUCGCCAGAGGAUCAGGAUAUGAAUAGAGAAAUGUACACCACUUCAAUACGUGCUGUCAUGGACCACUCAACAAAACAAAUCUAUCCUGUUAUUACUAUUGAGUCACCAGACUGAUCGUACAUGACUCAUUCAUGUAGACCCUCAACCAGCAUUGUCUGGUUCCCUGUACCCAGUAGUGAUGGUCUGAUAUAAGGGGACUGUUCUGACUCUCUCUGCUUCACCAGGACUUUUGUGGAUAAAAAACCCAAGAUAUUUUGAUGCCACAAAAAGUUCUGGGCAUACGCCUCUUAACCAUAAGCAAUGGGAUUUUUGAAAAUUUUCCUUGUUCAGGGACAUGAUGAUUUGUCUGAAAUUUCGAACCAACCUGUUUCCCUGACUAUGGAAAGUAUGGAUGUAGUCACUGUUAAUCACAAAACCCUUGGCUGUGUUAAGCCAUGGCCAAUAAUCGGGCAUGUUAUGCUGCAGUCUGGGGUCACUUGGACUUGCGUCCCAUUAUUAUGGAAUGCCAAACAAACAAAAACUUGGCAGCCUAUCGAUCUAUCGUAUUUUUUGUUUUUACAACAAAAGGAUGACGGUCUAGAAUCGGACGGCACAGUAACCCCUGGAAAAAAAGGAGAUUUUCAGCAAGAACUCCUGUACCCCUUGUCCCAAUUUGUAAUGGGGAAACAGAGUAUUGCACAGUGAGUGCAUGCCGCGAUUCAACGGAUUUUCCAGGCCUAGUCCAGUAUUCCGAUUGUAUGCAAAGGUGGAUUUACUUGAUUUCUGGUCAUGUGUCUAAAAAGGUUGUGUGUGCAGACAUGUGUUCCGGUCAUAACUGGUUAACAGCCAACAGUAAAAAAAAAUAUGUUCACAGAGGGGUGAAGCAGUUGAAGAGUUUUAUUCAAAACCAUUUUUGGGGUAGUUAUUUUACGGGUUUGAUUCUGAGAUUGCCCAUUAACUCCCCCCAUGUCGAACCUCGCACUCAUGACGAAUCUCACUCAUGACGAAUCUCACUCCACUUUAAGAUUAGCGUUUUGAUUAAUUUAAAACAUCCAUUAAAUGAGCAAGCCAGAAUACUUUGCUCAACAUUACAUUGUAAGUUUUUGCUCAAACGUAUCUCUUUGUAAGUGCAGGUUUUCACCGACAAAAGAUGCAAUUUAAUAGUUAGUUCUCUUAAGUGGCAAUGUGCAUACAUAUGGACCCCUUGAUGCUCAGUUUUCUCUAUAACUUGGUUUGUAUAGACGAUGUGAUCUGUGACAUCACAAGGUUUACAAAAGAGCCACAGAGCCUGGACUUCCUGCAGGCAAGAUUUGUACAAAGCUUAAUGGAAUCUUAUAUUUUAUGGAAAUUGCACUGCCUAGAUCCUAUCAUGGAGGAAUCAACUUUGAUAUGAUGAAAGGGGGCACAUCUCAAAACUUAACUCUUGGGUUUAUGUGGAAAUUAUGACACAAAAUGCCACUUUUCCCAUAUGAUCAGUGCAGUAUAUUGCCUGCCAGAAAAUCCAAGGAAUGUGCAAGGUCACACUUAUUGUAAACAAAGGUCACAUGGUUUAUAAAGGCAGCGUUUUAUAAACUUGUUUCAUGGUAAGCUUUGAGUUAUUUUAAAUGGCGCCGAGAAUUCUAAGCUGUUAUUUCCCUGCAGGAAGAACGAUCCGUAAAUGGAAUACAUAAUUUGAGAAAAGUUUCUGCAUGAAGUGUUUCUCUGAUUGAACAUUUGUUUAAAUCCCUUUCUCAAAAACUUUAUUCCUUAGAAUGGAAUCGUUUAUACAAAUGUUAUAUGUACAUUAUCAACAGCUGAAGUGCUGCUUACCAAGUAAGGUAGUUAUGGUCACUUUUGUUUUUGAGAAACAACCACAGGUAUACCCUCACAUUAAGUGAAGUUGGUUUAAGAAAAAAUAAAGAAGCAGAUGGAAAUCCAUGAUGUUGCACAUUUAUUGUAUUUUACAAAGUUGUUCAAAGGAGCUUUGAAAGUAUUUAAAACUAUUUUUUCACAUAAAUAAUGUGAAGCGUUGAAAUUUAUGAAAUAAAUUAAACA
Asterias rubens (European starfish) is the source of this 3041-nucleotide messenger RNA. RefSeq names its product transmembrane protein 185A-like. The transcript has 7 exons. The record is from RefSeq and is a predicted model, not a curated record. NCBI's taxonomy places the organism in Eukaryota, Metazoa, Echinodermata, Asteroidea, Forcipulatida, Asteriidae. The coding region runs from base 90 to 1142 and encodes 350 amino acids.